CUUCCUCUUCCACGCAAAUCUUUCGUCUCGUUUCGUUCGAGCUUCCCUCUUUCUUUCUUUGAUUGGUUGUACAUAUUCGUUUCCCUUGAUCAUAUUCCUGGAGGGGGUUUCGUUCAUACGUUGAACGGUUUGCUGCUCUCGCGCUUUGGGUUGUCCCAGGUUCCGUGGAGAACAAGGUCCUCUAAUACGCCAACGCCAACGCUAAGCGCCGCGGACGCACGCUAGUAUACAGUAACCCGACCGAGCAAGAGGGUGCUUGCAUUCGUCGACCUCAGGCCCACCCCAUCAUCAUCUGCAUCAUCACUCGCAUCCAGAUUCUACCCUUGUCCAAACACGGAGCUGUAGUCUCGUCUCAAGGCGUUCUCUCCCAUCUAAACCAUAAUGUCCUUCUUCAAUUCCAUCGGCCGAAUGGCAGGCCGCGGAAGCAAGAACACCGCCGCAUCCUCCACGACCAACUCCAAACGCUCGCCAACGCCCAACUCCGCCGCAUCCACCGACCCCAAUCACCUCCAAGCCCAAUCGCAGUACCAACGCAGUGGUCCACCGAGCCCGCGGAUAUCGCCUUCGUCGUCGCAGCAGUACCUCUCCGGGACGGUCACGGGUGCCAGCAACGGCGCUGGAGCGUACACGAGGAGUAGGAGUUCAAGUAGCGCUAAUCGCCGGGGGAGCGAGGACGCUGGUGGAGAUGUAGACGAGUUUGGUCGACCGAGGGGGAAUAGUGUUAGCGCUGCCGAGGAGAGGAAGAAGGAGAAAGAAAAGGAGAAGCCGUUGUAUAUGUGUAGCCCGUUCGUCGAGGCUGCGCUUGUCAAGGGCAACUUUAGGACGAUUGUGAUGUUGCCCAAGUAUGUGGAUAUUAUGGAGUGGGUUGCUGUUAACAUUUUCGACUUUUACACCAACCUCAACGAGUUCUAUGGUGUGAUAUCCGAAGUGUGCACGGCGUCGUCGUGUCCGACGAUGUCUGCCUCCUCCUCCCUAUCCUACACGUGGAUCAACCAAGACAGGAAGAGCGUGCAUCUACCAGCGCCUACGUACAUCGAUUAUGUCAUGACCUGGGUACAGAACCUCAUCGAUGACGAGGCGGUCUUCCCAACCAAGAGUGGCCACGACUUCCCGCCCAAUUUCCCGUCCUUGAUCAAGCACGUAUACCGCCAGCUCCUUCGCGUCUUUGCGCACAUCUACCACGGGCAUUUCCAUCACAUCUUGCAUCUGAGAUCGGAACCCCACUUCAACUCACUCUUUGCUCACUUCUUGGCGUUUGGACGGGAGUAUGAUUUGUUAGAGGUGAAGGAUGUCAAGGGCUCGUCGGGGGGUGAGAGUAACGGAAAGGGAGGGGGAGGAGUGACCGGUGAAGUUGGCGUUGGGCUGUUGUGGGAGAGGUGGAGGGAGAUGGGGAUUCUGGAUGGAUAGGUGGAGGGAGUUGACGUUGGAUGUUGAUAGUCGGGCGUCGACGGGAGUGGAUAGUCCUGGGUUGAUACUUGGGAAGUUGAUGCUCAGGAGUUCAAAACCCCGCCAAUGACUGCAUUGGAUGGAUUGAUUAGACUUUUUUAGACGAUGGAUCGUGGAUUCGGAUUCAGGAAUCGGGAUUCAUCUUGUAAGAAUGGGAUUAUGUAUUUGUAUUAGUAUAAUUAUUGUUUUUAGGUGAAUCUGGUAUUCGACGUCUUUCCUUCCUU
Coprinopsis cinerea okayama7#130 is the source of this 1670-nucleotide messenger RNA. Its product is annotated as protein kinase activator Mob2. The transcript has 5 exons. The record is from RefSeq and is a predicted model, not a curated record. Lineage: Eukaryota; Fungi; Basidiomycota; Agaricomycetes; Agaricales; Psathyrellaceae. Gene Ontology annotation, biological process: cell division; positive regulation of protein phosphorylation; signal transduction. Bases 382 to 1407 code for a protein of 341 amino acids. Gene Ontology annotation, molecular function: protein kinase activator activity. Gene Ontology annotation, cellular component: cytoplasm; nucleus.